Molecule: messenger RNA, 683 nt
Organism: Helianthus annuus (common sunflower)
Lineage: Eukaryota; Viridiplantae; Streptophyta; Magnoliopsida; Asterales; Asteraceae
Exons: 1
Coding region: 5-463 (152 amino acids)
Source: RefSeq, a predicted model, not a curated record
UUUCAUGUCUAUAUGCUGCAAAAAAACGCUUGUUAGCCAGUGCCUUUUGUAUAUAAAAACACAAGCAAAAAAUAUGGGGAAUUGCAUAAUUCGACAAAAGAAAAUCAUGCAAACAGGUCAAGAAGUUAGUGAACAUAAAGAAUCCAUGAAAGUUCAGCGAGUGAUAGGCGGUCGGACGUAUUAUCCUGUGCCACAUCAGGAAGAUUCGACGGAUUUGAAUAAGGACCCGGAAUCAGAGGCGGAAACAGAAGACGGGAAUGGAAUUGUGAGGAUAAAGUUGGUGAUAACGAAACAAGAGUUGGAGGUGAUGUUGACAAAAGGAGGAGUGUCUGUAAGUGACUUGGUUUCGCAUAUGAAAAAAGACAGAUCGAGUGAGGCGGUUGUGGUUGAAGAUGAAGAUAAUAGAAGUUGUGGAAGAUGGAAGCCGGUUUUAGAUAGUAUACCGGAACUAAACAAAUUUUAACAACUCUUAUAGCUUUAACAUACAUAAAUAUGUAGUCGACACUCGACAAGCCUUGACAGAUAUAGUCGAACUUGAUCAGCAUAAAGUGUAUGUAAUAACAUGAAAGAUACUAAGAUGAUAUAUAUAUAUAUAUAUAUAUAUGUAUGUAUGUAUAUUUAGCUCAAGCAAAUUGUUGAAAAGAAAAUAGUUAUGGGUUGUGUUGCCAUACUACUUGUUAGUU